This is a messenger RNA of Fusarium sp. VM40, 1230 nucleotides long. NCBI's taxonomy places the organism in Eukaryota, Fungi, Ascomycota, Sordariomycetes, Hypocreales, Nectriaceae. The record is from the annotation of a GenBank genome assembly.
AUGUCAGACUUGUUACUAUCGAAGCCUCUUCAGCUACCAUGUGGCCUCACGCUGCCCAACCGCAUUGUCAAGGCAGCUCUCGCUGAGGAAAUGGCCGAUCGUCAAAGCCUCCCUACGACAGCACAGCUGCAACGCGCAUAUGGUGCCUGGGCCGAGGGCGGCUGGGGCAUGAUCCUAACUGGAAAUGUUCAAGUUGACGAUACCUACCUUGGUGGAUUCGGCGAUUGUGCUAUGAGCGACACCCUCCCCGAGGAAAAGAUUCUCGAGGCGUAUAAGGCAUAUGCUGGGAUUUGUCGACGAAACGGAACACCGGCUAUUAUGCAGAUCAACCAUCCUGGCCGACAAUCGCCUCUGGGAGCGGGUAAGAAAUCGUAUAUGGCGAAGAAUAUCGCCCCGAGCGCUGUGCAGCUUCAUAUGGGUGAUGAUAUUAUUUCAAAGAUCAUCACGACUGUCGUGUUUGGCACACCAAAGGAGAUGUCCGUUGCAGACAUUGAAGAUGUUAUUCAGCGCUUCGCCAAAACAGCACGUAUUGCAGCAGAAGCUGGUUUCGACGGUGUGGAAAUCCAUGCUGCACAUGGAUACUUACUCUCUCAGUUCCUGUCAGAGAAGAGUAAUAAGCGAACUGACAAGUAUGGAGGAACACCCGCAAACAGAGCAAAGAUCAUCGUCGAUAUCACAAAAGCAAUUCGUGCUGCGACACCAGCGAGCUUUUGCGUUGGUCUCAAGUUUAACUCUGCGGACCAUCAAUCCCCCAAGGAACUCCAAGAAUGUCUAGAGCAAAUCUCUCUCAUCGCCGAAGUUGGUCUGGACUUUUUGGAAGUCAGCGGCGGAAGUUAUGAAAACCCAACUAUGUUCACAGGAACCGGAGAGAAGAAAUCAGCAAGCACAGCCGCACGAGAAUCAUUCUUCCUCGAAUUCGCCCGCGAGAUGCGUGCCAAGCUCCCCAACGUGCCGUUGAUGGUAACAGGAGGAUUCCGAACGCGCGCUGGCAUGGAGGCAGCAUUAGCCGAAGGCGCUUGCGAUCUCAUCGGUCUCGGCAGACCUUCCAUUAUCAACCCAUCUUUGCCAGCAAACACUAUCUUGAACAAGGAGGUCAAGACGGAGGAUGCCACGCUCUUUGCACGAAGGAUUGAGACGCCGUGGAUUCUUAAGCGCUUUGGGCCUAAGAGUGUUGGAUCUGGAGUUGAAAUUACUUGGUAUAGAAAGCAGAUGCAGGCUAUUGGGAAGUGA